AUGCAGUCGGGAAUCUCAGUCUCCCCGGAGCUACACGAUGCUUUUAACAACUUUGUCUCCGACUCUUCCAUCUUCUGUCUUCCCGUGACAAUCUCAUCGGAGAGCUUGGCCCCUCUUACGCCGGUUCCCUUCUCCGCCCCUAAUGCGUUCUACCCAUCUCUCUCCCAGUUAUCCUCCGUUCUCGAGCCUAAAACCCCUAUCUAUCUUCUUAUUCGACAGCCACAAGGCGCAUUGUCGUCUCUCGUCGCGCUGACAUAUAUUCCCUCUAAUGCUGGGGUGCGGGCCAAGACACUCUUCGCUUCGACUCGGGCAACAUUGGCGAGGGAACUCGGUACCGAGAAAUUUGCGUCAUCGAUCUUUGCAACAGAAGAAGAUGAGGUCAUGGGUGAGCAGGCGUGGCGGGAGAGGGAGGCUGAGAAGAAUGGCUCCUCUAGCCGAGGAGGCUUCCAACGGGAAGAUCUUAUGGGUGAGAAAGAGCGUGAGUUAGAAGCAGUGCGGAGAGCGGAAGAGGAGGCCAGAAGUGGUACACCGGGCAGAGAUAUUGGCAUUGGGGGCUCCUUCAUUCGCGGAAAUGGUGGGGGUCUUUUCGGACCCAGUAACAAUGCGCGGUUCCAGAUGCCAGUGGACGAAGAUGCGAAGGACGCUUUGAAAUCGCUACAACAGGGCGGGCUAGUACAACUGGUCAUCGAUAUUCCCAAGGAGACCGUCAGACUGGCUGCCGCAGAAUCCGGCGUUAAUGCAAACUCCGUUCAGAAACAUAUCUCGUCUUCUUCGCCACGGUACACAUUUUAUCAUUACCCCGACUCCGAGGCCGUAAUUUUCAUUUAUACAUGUCCGUCUAGUUCAUCGAUCAAGGAGCGCAUGCUAUAUGCAAGUUCUCGACUGUAUGCCCUCCAAUUGGCGGAAGAUCAGGGUUUGAAGAUUAUGAAGAAGAUCGAAGCGUCGUCGCCAGACGAAGUCUCGGGAGAACAGUUGCAGGAGGAAGUCAAUCCAUCACAAACCAACGGACCACAGCGAGGAUUUGCAAGACCGAGACGACCAGGAAGGUCACUCGCUUCCGCCGUCGCAUUACCUGAUCAGGAGAAUACAGCCCCCUCUCCGGAUGCUGCUGGACUGAAGCGGAGACAGUCCUCUAUCUCAGACCCCGACCCAGAUAACAAACGUCGUCGACUUAGCUUCCGAGACGAUAACGACGAACGUCGCUCCGUCGCGAACGGGAAACAGACUUCUCCCGAUGGAGCAGAUCAAAAACCGGAUCGAAGGCCUAGCCGACAAACUGGUAGGCGCGAUGAGGAACGCAAACGUGGACAACGAUUAUUUGGUGCUUUGCUCGGAACACUUUCCCAGAGCUCAAACUCGGCGGCUCAGAAACGACGCGCAGAUAUAGAAAAACGACAGCAGGAUAAGCUGAAGCUACAGGAUGAAGAGUACGACGAGCUGAAACGGAAGAGGCGAGAUGAAAGGGCAGCGAUCCGAAAAAAGGAGCAAAUAAUUUACGAUGAGGAAGCGAUGCGAACACGCCACUCGAACUUACUGGCAAUGGCUCAAUUCCUGAAGACGAAAAGCGAACCUGUAUUAUACUACAAGCCAUGGCAACUUCGUUCAGAUGACCAUUCGAUCAUACAAAAGCAAAUUGAGGAUGCGGAGGCUACUAUCACUCGAGAAGUGGCGGAGUUUAAGACGCGUUAUCUACCUGAGGAAGAAAACCAUAAAGACAAAGACGAAGCACCGCCAGGGGAGAAUUUUGAAUUGGGACCGGUGCCUGAGAUAGGUGUCAAAGAAGAAAUCCAGGAACCCAUGCAUGUUGUUUCGGACACGCCUGGUGCUGCAACCAACCAUGAAAAGAGCCUUGAAACGACAAAGACUGAAGACACAUCUACGGAAGAUCACAAUGUACCCGACGAUAAUGGCCAGUCAGACGUUCACCGAGGCCAUGACGAUGACGGCGGUGAGGUCGUUGAAGACCAAGAAGAUACGGUGAUUUAUUAG
Molecule: messenger RNA, 1989 nt
Organism: Aspergillus tanneri
Lineage: Eukaryota; Fungi; Ascomycota; Eurotiomycetes; Eurotiales; Aspergillaceae
Gene: TWF1
Product: Twinfilin-1
Exons: 7
Coding region: 1-1989 (662 amino acids)
Biological process (GO): barbed-end actin filament capping; actin filament depolymerization
Cellular component (GO): actin filament; cytoplasm
Molecular function (GO): actin filament binding; actin monomer binding
Source: RefSeq, a predicted model, not a curated record